Macrosteles quadrilineatus (aster leafhopper) is the source of this 2353-nucleotide messenger RNA. RefSeq names its product transcription initiation factor IIA subunit 1-like. Lineage: Eukaryota; Metazoa; Arthropoda; Insecta; Hemiptera; Cicadellidae. The transcript is spliced from 9 exons. The coding region runs from base 132 to 1199 and encodes 355 amino acids. The record is from RefSeq and is a predicted model, not a curated record. Gene Ontology annotation, biological process: transcription by RNA polymerase II; transcription initiation at RNA polymerase II promoter. Gene Ontology annotation, cellular component: transcription factor TFIIA complex.
GCUAGAGAGAAAGUAUAAAAGCACUCCGAAACAAGGAUCGUUGGCUUCUUAGAAGCCCACCAUUGCCCCGUUAACCACUGUAGUAACAAUUUUCCUAUUUAUUUAGUGAACAGUAGGCUACAAGUUUCAGAAUGUUUUUGAGCCAAAGUAGUGUGCUCAAGUUGUACACCAGUGUGAUAGAGGAUGUGAUCAGUGGAGUGCGAGAUGCUUUCCUAGACGAGGGUGUGGACGAGCAGGUACUGCAGGAGCUCAAGCAGAUCUGGGAAAGCAAACUGUUGUCUAGCAAGGCGCUAGAGCAGCCUGAACAUCCCGAGCCUCAACCUCCUCUCAUUAACUCACAGAAGGCCACUCCGAGCAUACCAGCGAACUCCGGGGCGCAGUCUGCUAACAGCCAGCCUCAGAUUGCUCUGACAGACUUCAGCAAACCAGUUCCAAUCCAGAUAACUCUCCCUGCACAGGUUGGCACUCCCAACAGUCAGUCCAGAACCCUAACUAUCCAGGUCCCUGCAAGCGCUUUACAUGGUAACCAGCUACAUUCUGUGCUGACUGGUCCAGUCAUAUCUGCUACAAUGGCUCUCCCCACUCAUGUAGCCGAGGCUGUUCUUCAGUCACACGUCACUGCCAAUCUGCAGGGACAAGCCAUGUCUGGCUCGAUGCAACAACAACAAAUGCAGCAGCAGCAACAACCGCAGCCACAUCCGCAGCAACACUCACAACAACAUCCGCAACAACAUCCGCAGCAACAUUCGCAGCAACAUCUGCAGCAACAUUCGCAGCCCCAACAACAUCACCAGGUGCUGCAGAAUGUAGGAAUGCCUCAUGACAACAGGCAGCCCUUCACUCACCAUCAGCUCCAGAACUCAGUGCCUCAGUUGGACGGACAACACGACUCUUCUGAUGAUGAGGAGGAAGAAGAAGAGGAAGAUGAUGACAAUGAUGAUGAUGACGUAGAAGACAAGGACGAGGAGGAGAAUGAUGAAAAUGAGGCCGGAGCAGAGGAGGAACCGCUGAAUUCAGGCGAUGAUGUCAGUGAAGAAGACCCAACUGACAUGUUUGAUACAGACAACGUAGUUGUGUGUCAGUAUGACAAGAUUACUCGUAGCCGCAACAAAUGGAAGUUCUACCUCAAAGACGGCAUCAUGAACCUCGGUGGCAAAGACUUUGUGUUCCAGAAGGCCAACGGAGACGCAGAGUGGUGAACACGGUUCCUAUUGUUUAGAUUAGAUGAAAUUGUAAUAUAUUUGUACAUUGGCAGCUGAAUAGCGAAUCUCAGGUUGAAAGUGGACGAUCACAGUUUUGCUUAGUUAGAAGGCAUUUUCACCAGAACCUUUUAGCCGGUUGUGGGAUUUAGAUUAUGUUAUUUAAAUUGAAUAGAUGUAGUUUCAAAAGAAAAUAUUUUUCAUAAAAAUAGUUUAGUUGUCAAUACUCUAAAGACAACAAUAAUUAAGAUUUAUAUGUUAGUUUAUUAAAUCAUUCAAAUAUGAACUCGAUAUUUAACGUCCCCUGUGCUUCUUGGUUGUUAUUUAUCGCCACAACUUUCACUAUGUUUAUAUAUUUAGAGUUACCAUUAAUACCUUCAUUCUUAAUGUUUGUUGAGUUGCUUAUUAUCUUACAGCUAGUUUUAUGUAGCCUACACGGUAAAAGUUAAUAAAAAUUAAUGUUAAACAAAUUUUUUAAGUGGUUAAGAACAAAGUGUUUUACAAUUAUCUUUUAACCCAAAGAAAUGCCUAUAAAAUGAGCUGGACUCUUAAAUCUUUUAAUAUAGGUAGAUGGUUUCCCAUAUUUUUUUGUUUCUCAAGUCUAUUAAAUUAAUAUGAAUAUCACAAAUAUUUGUUCAAUGGUUGUAUUUUUACUGAGGAACAAAAUUGUUCAAUUAUUUAAUUUUGUUCUAGUCAAUUUUUAUGGCACUUGAAGUGUUGUUUACAGUAAUCUCGUUAGUCACAACAAAGACAUGUAAUUUAUCUUAUGUGAAUUAUAAACUUUUUAAAUGUAUUGUAUUCUUUAAACUAAUCAAUGUGUGCUAAUAAGUAUAAUAUGAGAUAGUUAAUUUUAAUUCAUAUUUAUUGGAGUGAAGCAAGAACAUCGAGUAUGACCUACCACCAGGCAAACAGUUUUAUGAUUUUAGGGAGAUACAAACUUUGCCUGUGAUGGUAGACACACAGUUUAUCACUUAACUGCCAAUGUUGUUUGGUUGUCGACUGAUACAAGACUGAGUUUUUCGAGGUUUCCCUCGUAAAACAUAUCAAGACAACACAGAAAUAGUCACAACUAGGCUAAUGGAGGUAGCUAGCAACAUUGGUAUUGCAAAUAUUGUUAAAAUUACUGUGCAUAAUAAACGUAUUUGUUAUAUGAA